This is a messenger RNA of Sorex araneus (European shrew), 2342 nucleotides long. It is a transcript of the gene TXNL1, whose product is annotated as thioredoxin like 1. The record is from RefSeq and is a predicted model, not a curated record. Bases 283 to 1152 code for a protein of 289 amino acids. The transcript has 8 exons. Lineage: Eukaryota; Metazoa; Chordata; Mammalia; Eulipotyphla; Soricidae.
GGCGUCGCUCGGCGUCGCUGCGCCUCAGCUCUCCCCUCCCCCUGCCGUCCCCGCCCCCUCGGCCGCUCCGCUCCCUGGCGUGACUCGGCACUGAGCGAGCCCGGGGAGCGCCGCCGCCGCCGCCGCCGCGCCUCGCCCGCCCAGGCCUCGGCCCUGCUUGACCUCUCUCCCCUUCCCCGCCCGCCUCGUCGGCUUUUUUUUUUUCUUUUUUUUUUUUCCCCCCCUCACAGUUUCGAAGCCUGUGGCGUCGCGGCCGCCGCCCUGCGGGGGACCCUCGUGAGAAUGGUGGGAGUGAAGCCGGUCGGGAGCGACCCGGAUUUCCAGCCCGAGCUCAGCGGCGCGGGCUCCAGACUCGCCGUGGUCAAGUUCACCAUGCGAGGGUGUGGACCGUGUUUAAGGAUUGCCCCAGCAUUCAAUUCUAUGAGUAAUAAGUAUCCACAGGCAGUUUUCUUGGAAGUUGAUGUUCAUCAGUGUCAGGGAACAGCUGCCACCAACAAUAUUUCGGCCACACCUACGUUUUUGUUUUUUCGGAACAAAGUGAGAAUUGAUCAGUAUCAAGGAGCAGAUGCUGUGGGAUUAGAAGAGAAAAUCAAACAGCAUUUAGAAAAUGAUCCUGGAAGCAAUGAGGAUGCAGAUAUUCCAAAAGGCUAUAUGGAUUUAAUGCCUUUUAUUAACAAAGCUGGUUGUGAAUGUCUUAAUGAGAGUGAUGAGCAUGGAUUUGACAACUGUUUACGAAAAGACCCAACCUUCUUGGAAUCUGAUUGUGAUGAGCAGCUCCUUAUUACUGUGGCAUUCAAUCAACCUGUUAAGCUGUAUUCAAUGAAAUUUCAGGGGCCAGAUAACGGUCAAGGCCCUAAGUAUGUAAAAAUUUUUAUCAAUCUACCCCGAUCUAUGGAUUUUGAAGAGGCAGAAAGAAGUGAGCCGACUCAAGCUCUGGAGCUAACAGAGGAUGAUAUUAAAGAGGACGGCAUCGUCCCGCUGCGCUAUGUGAAGUUUCAGAAUGUCAACAGUGUGACCAUAUUUGUUCAGUCCAAUCAAGGUGAAGAAGAAACAACAAGAGUUUCGUAUUUUACCUUUAUUGGUACUCCGGUCCAGGCAACAAAUAUGAAUGAUUUCAAACGAGUAGUUGGCAAAAAAGGAGAAAGCCACUAAGGUACAGAAGACACUGGAAGACCUUAUUGCAAGCAGAUCUACAGCUCCUGGAUAAUUGCUUGAUUCUCACCAGAGACUGUCAAUAUUCCAUUUAUUGCCAUUACCAAUAAAUAAAUCAUUGCUUUUGUUCAGAUGGUAUCACUAGUGUUUCUAUUGUAAUCUUGAUACAUGCAAUUGUAAAUAAAAGUCACUACUUUUGCCAAGCUUAAUUUUGUCAUUCUAAUUAAGUAUUUUCUUUUUUCACUUGAAAAUUGGCCAACUUCUGAUUUUAAAGCAGUUUAAGGUCUGGUAGCAUUACUGAUUGAAAGCUAGUGUCUGUCUUUAGAGGAACAGCACCUUAGGGAAUUUAAGAUACAUGUUCACUCAUGUGAUAUAAACAGCAAAUGAUUUUGAUACAGCUAACCAUUUUCAAGUGAAUAUAAACUCAUGCUUAUUAAAAUAAUAUUUUGGUGCCUGGGCUAUAAAAACUACUAAAAUGAUGAAAUGAUAAAAAUUACUUAAAUGAUAAAGCCUGGAAUGAACUUUAAAAUAGCUUUUCUUUUUUUUUUAAACCUGUUAAAGUUAUGUUUAAAUCUGACAAUGGGGAGAAUACAGUACUAUAAUUUUAUUAAAAAAAUAAAAUCUUCAAUCACAAUUUCUUUAUUGUAACUGUCAAAGGUAUAAUGUAGAUAUACAGAGAACAUGAGUUAAGGUUGAAAAUGAAUUGGCCGAAAGAAUACAUUAAAAGAUUUUUCACAAAAGUCUUAAGCUGUUGAUUAUGACAGCUGUUCGUAAUCACAUUAAAAAAAAACUUAAGAUUAUUACAAAGUACUGGUAAAUUUGUUAUUUUAUUUCUGUAUUUUUUAAAUUAAUUUUUAAAAUUUCUCUAUUUUUAAAAUUCAGUGUUUGAAAAGAGUAGACCAAUUUUAAGUAAUAAAUGGUAGAUUUGAGAACAUUUCUGUAUAGGAAGAUGGUCAUGGUACCAUUUUGCCUUUGGCAGAUCAAUGUAUACAUGUUCAUGAAAAAUUAUGCAGAACUUUUAGUGUAAAAGCAGUCACUUUCUGAAACUCCUGUGUCAUUUGAUGAUGUAUAGUUGCUUUGUAAGCACAUUAAUUGGUUUGUGGGGAUAUCUGUACCUUACAUACUUGGUUUUGUUGCCUGGUCACAUUGAGGCAGAAGGGCAAGAAAUAAAAAUGAGUAAUACUCCUUAA